Messenger RNA from Prunus armeniaca (apricot), 510 nucleotides. The record is from the annotation of a GenBank genome assembly. NCBI's taxonomy places the organism in Eukaryota, Viridiplantae, Streptophyta, Magnoliopsida, Rosales, Rosaceae.
AUGGAGGGCGAGGGCGAACAUAUGAAGAACAGAGAGAACAAAAUUGUGGUGGCAGUAGAUGAGAGUGAAGAGAGCAUGCAUGCUCUGUCCUGGUGUCUGGGAAACCUCUCUUCUUCUAAAAACACCAGCAACACUCUUGUUCUUCUCUAUGUGAAACCACCGCCAGUCCAUUCCACUUUCGAUGCUGCAGGAUAUAUGUUUUCCAGCGAUGUAGUUGCAACCAUGGAAAAAUACGGCACUGACAUGGUCAAUUCGGUGAUGCAAAGAGCCGAAGCUGUCUACGGAAAUUUCCACACCAAUGCACAUGUGCAUAUUGAGAGAAUGGUAGGGAGGGGAGAUCCAAAGGAUGUGAUAUGUAAUACGGUUGAGAAACUUAGAGCUGAUACCUUGGUCAUGGGAAGCCACGGUUAUGGUUUCCUUAAGAGGACUCUUGUUGGAAGUGUAAGUGAUUAUUGUGCCAAACACGUAGGGUGUCCGGUGGUGAUUGUGAAGCAUCCUGCCAGUGCCUGA